Messenger RNA from Anneissia japonica, 1324 nucleotides. Its product is annotated as peroxisomal trans-2-enoyl-CoA reductase-like. The transcript is spliced from 7 exons. Gene Ontology annotation, molecular function: trans-2-enoyl-CoA reductase (NADPH) activity. The record is from RefSeq and is a predicted model, not a curated record. Gene Ontology annotation, biological process: phytol metabolic process. NCBI's taxonomy places the organism in Eukaryota, Metazoa, Echinodermata, Crinoidea, Comatulida, Comatulidae. Gene Ontology annotation, cellular component: peroxisome. Bases 82 to 810 code for a protein of 242 amino acids.
UAAUUAAUUUUUUUUGUGAUAGGAUGCAAAGUUGUGGUAGCAUCGAGGAAUGAAGAAAGAUUGAGCAAAUCAGCUUCUCAUAUGCGACAAGCAAUACCUGAAGGCUCACCAGCAAAGAUAAAGUCUAUACCAUGCAAUAUAAGGAAGGAGGAAGAGGUUAAGAAUCUUGUGUCAUCAACGUUAGCAGAGUAUGGAAAAAUUGAUUUUUUAAUAAACAACGGAGGUGGACAGUUUGCAUGUCCAGCCUCUGCCAUUCGUACAAAGGGGUGGAAUGCUGUGAUAGACACAAACCUAACUGGAACAUUUCUUUGUUGUCGAGAAGUUUAUAAUGCAUGGAUGGAGGAGCAUGGUGGAUCAAUUGUAAACAUAGUUGUUGAUUUUUGGAACGGCUUUCCACUAAUGUCGCAUACAUCAGCCGCAAGAGCUGGCGUGGUGAACUUGUCCAAGACGCUUUCAAUAGAAUGGGCUGCAAAUGGUGUACGCAUUAAUAAUGUUGCACCGGGAACAGUGUACUCGGAGACUGCAGCUGCUAACUAUCCGGAUCCUGAUUUGUUUGAAAAAAGUAUACCUGCAAUACCGGCAAAACGAUUAGGCAAAGUUGAAGAGAUUUCAGCAGCAGUUUGCUUUCUGUUGUCCCCAGCUGCUGCAUAUAUAACCGGUGAUACCUUGAAAGUGGAUGGAGGCUCUAGUAUAAAUAAUCCCUCAAUGCUGACAAUACCAGAUCAUAACAAAUAUCCAACAUAUGACUGGGAUGAAGACAAAGAUAAAGCAAAUGAACAAGAAAAGAAGAUGCCAAAAUCAAUGUUAUAAUAAAAACAACAAAUGAAUAGAGAACAGAUAUAGUAAAUGGCUUUGAUGUCAAUAAUAUACGAAUGUGCAAGGAUGUGUGAGGAAUUAUGUGAAUGGUUACAUCACUUUUUAAGAGGAUUGCAAAGAUUUGCAAUUGAUAAUACAGUUAGCAAAAAACAUUGAAAUUAAUGAAUUGGAAUUAGAUAUGGGCUAGUCUCAAGAGAUCUUUGGGGUGAGGAGGAGGGGAAUGUGGAAGCAGUCUUGUUUUCUGUGAGAUCCCAUGACUCGUUGGGUGACCUGGGACCCUGCUUUAAUUUAGAGGUGUAAUUUUAUUAGGAAUGCAAGAAAUGAUUGUUAAUAAAAGAUAAAAUAUGUUUAUUUAAAAGAUAAUGUUAAGCUUGGAGACUAUUAAGUGAUAAUGUACAGUACAGUAUGUGCUUUAAUGGAGCAGCAAUGUUUUUAUGAAUAUAUUCUGAGAGGAAAUAAAAACAGUAUAUAAAACAGUGCUAAUAAAAGUUAAUAUAGUGCCCAGGAA